Molecule: messenger RNA, 1441 nt
Organism: Tricharina praecox
Lineage: Eukaryota; Fungi; Ascomycota; Pezizomycetes; Pezizales; Pyronemataceae
Product: CDK-activating kinase assembly factor MAT1-domain-containing protein
Exons: 2
Coding region: 109-1179 (356 amino acids)
Biological process (GO): regulation of transcription by RNA polymerase II; nucleotide-excision repair; positive regulation of cyclin-dependent protein serine/threonine kinase activity
Cellular component (GO): transcription factor TFIIH holo complex
Molecular function (GO): cyclin-dependent protein serine/threonine kinase activator activity
Source: RefSeq, a predicted model, not a curated record
CCAACCUUGAGCUUUUAUCUCUAUUUACCACUUCCUAUUCAACCACUUACUAUUCAACCACUGUCCACCACCCACACCGGACAAGAAACAUACCCACCACCGCCCACCAUGACUCACGACGACUCGGAAGAAUACUGCCCGGUGUGCAAGUCCUCGCGCUACCUCAACCCCGCAAUCCAAUUCCUGAUCGAGCCGACGUGCUACCACAAGAUGUGCGCGUCGUGCGUGGACCGACUAUUCGGCAACGGACCUGGUGACUGUCCCGUCGCUGGGUGCGGCAAGCGUUUGCGCUCGCAGCGGUUCCGCAAGCAGACGUUUGGCGACAUCACGGUGGAGCGCGAGGUCGACGUGCGGAAACGCGUCAACAAGGUGUUUAACCGCCGCGAAGACGAGUUUACUACUAAGCGCGAGUGGGACGAUUACCUCGAGAUGGUCGAGGGGACCACGUUCGAUAUCGUUAAUGGCACCAAGAAGGAGGUCGAGGCGGCUGAGAGGACGCUCAGGAAGUAUGAGGAGGAGAAUAAGGCCGUUAUUGAGAGGAAUGUUAGGAAGGAGCGCGCGGAGGCUAUGGCGUUCCUGGCGAGGGAGGAUGCCGAGAGGGAUGUCCUUAGAGCUGCGAGACAGGCCGCCGUCUUUGAGACGGAGGAGGAGAAGAGGGAGAUGCUCAUGAGUCGGAGGGCGCAGAUUGAGGCUAUGGCGAAGGGCGAUCUCGAACAGGUCGAAAGGAUCAAGGCGGCGUAUGCGAGGCGCGCGGAGGAGAGGAGGCAGAAGGCUCGACUGGAUGUUGUUAAUGCUAAGGGCAUCCGCGAGGGUCGAGCACUGGCUAUGAAUUCCUUCUUGGCGAAGGUUGGUAAAGAGGAUGAGGAGCAGGAGGAGGAGGAGGAGGAGGAGUGGCAGCCGCUGGGCAAAGGCGUCGAUGAUACCAGCCGGUACUACACGAUUCUGGACGAGUAUCCGAGGUAUGACUGGGUGGACGACUUCGUCGACAGGACCGAUGUCUCUGCUGGUGGAUACUCGCGGAAGGAGUGGUAUCAGAGGAGUCUCUUUGAAGCAUUCUCAGGGUUGACGGUGUUUGUCAAAGAUAAUGGGAAGGGCGAGAUGGAUGGGGAGGCGGAGCGCGCCGCGGGACGACCGCUUCCCGAUAGGACGGACAUCACAGUUAUUGAUGCGGUCUCAUAAGAACACAUCAACCCUGGUUUGGUGAAUUGCGGGGACGUUCUAUUUGGAUAUUUAGUUGGGCUUGUAUAUUGUUCUGAGGUACACUGGGUAGACAGCGAUAAUCAGCGACUCUGCCGCGACCGGACAUCCUCUAUUAAUGAUCACUUCGCCCUAUGGCAUGACGGUCCUUAGUAAGGUUCACUUUAAUGCUGCCUGUAUGUAGGAAAUACGUAGUGGAAAUUUCCAAUACCAAGCUCGGGAAUACCACUGCUCUGAUUCUUUC